Molecule: messenger RNA, 5886 nt
Organism: Mandrillus leucophaeus (drill)
Lineage: Eukaryota; Metazoa; Chordata; Mammalia; Primates; Cercopithecidae
Gene: EXPH5
Product: exophilin 5
Exons: 6
Coding region: 108-5852 (1914 amino acids)
Biological process (GO): positive regulation of exocytosis; multivesicular body sorting pathway; positive regulation of protein secretion
Cellular component (GO): endosome
Source: RefSeq, a predicted model, not a curated record
AACUUCAGAAGACAAAGAGGGAUAUCAGAUGGCUUCAGGGAGUGACUGGUGAAUGGUUUGAAGAAAUUCAAAGAAAAAAGUUUUGCAACGAAACAGAUGUUAGCCAGAUGUUAAAACAACCACUUACAUACAGGCUAAGGAAGGAGAUGGCAAAAAAUGAUCCAAUAGAAUUACCUACAUCAAGAUCUAAAAAUGUAACUAAUCAAAAAAAGCCAACACCUUUUUCUUCCCGGAUGAGCUUCAGGUCGUCAUUUGCUUCCCUGUUCUCAUUCAGGAAAUCUGGAAAGGAGACUUCAAAGCUUCCAUCGCUGGGACACAAAGGAUGCGACGGCCACGCAGGACCUCCCGUGCCUGUGAGGGGAGCUGCUGUGCAGACAAAAAUAUACAGUUCACCUCUGGAAAAGCAACUAGUUGACAGUGCAUUUGUCCCAAAGCCAGCAGUCAUGAGGGAGGAGAGUGGCAUGCCUCCACCGUGGGAUGCUUCACUGCUGGAGAAUGAGUUUUUCCAAGUUUUAGAUGACUUGGAUAGCAAAUUGGCUCAGGAACAGUCUGCAAGCUCAGUGAAUACCAGAACACCCCUCAACUAUGGAUCAAGGACACAGUUCAGUCACUUUUAUUCCAGUGGUAGCAGACAUGGUAAUAUCACAGAAAGGCACAAAAAACACUAUAAUGAAACUUCCAAUAUGUCUAUCUAUGACAUCCUAAGACCAGGAACUCCUAGGGAAGGUUUUAAAACCUUUUCUCCUAGGACAAGGACAAUUUAUGAUAUGUACAGGACAAGGGAGCCCAGAGUCUUUAAAGAAGAUUAUGUGCAAAAGAAUACUUUUGGAAGUACUUCGCUGUGUUUUGACAGCAGACAACGGUCGGCCUUACCAGCCACAGGGCAUUUCACAGCAAGAAGCUUACAUUUUCCAGCCACAGCUCAGAACAAGAGUGGGUUUAUACCACCAAGGCACCAGCAGAGUCCAAAGAGAACUCCUUUAUCAUCCAUCAUAUGGAACAGAUCGGAUUCCUGUAGAGAUAGGGAGAACCAGGAAGAGUUCCUGAGGGCACCAUCACCAAUGGAAAUUGAUCCUGCUGACAAGUAUGUGUAUCCCAGAGGUUUUCAGGAGAAUAGGAGCUAUGAAUCGUACCAUUCACAGAAUGUUUACCAACGUGUUAGUUUAAAUGUUCCCAUGGAGAAUGCAAUGAGUCCUGACACUUUUGAGAACUCUGAGAAUAUGCCAUUCUACCAUCAAAGCAACCCAUUUGCCAGGUCCUUCUUCAGCAAUACCUUUGGACGAAGCGGAGAACAGAGGAGAUUUGGACAAAGUCCUUUUUGGAGCCAACAGAAAGGACAUUCUUUCUGGUCUGACUUUCAUCAAAGCAGGAAAUCAUUCAGUUCUUCUGACAGAGACUUUGAAAUGAUUUCCAUGGAAGCAAAUAGUGCAUCAGCCAUUCAUGGCCAUAGUGUUUCUUCUGAACACUGGGAAUCAUUUUCUUCUGGUUAUGGAACAGAUGUUUCCAGAGUCCAAGAAGAGCCACAUCCCUGGCAGUUUGAUUUUCAGACAUCCACACUGGAGAGCAUGGCGGUAUCACAUGGUAAUGAGACCAAAUCGACUCCUCAUUUUGGCACACCAAAUGUUUGCUCCAUGACUGGUUCAAGCUAUCACGUCAAAUCCGGUGAGUUGGUAAGCCAACAGGACAGUUCUCCUGUAGAAGUACAUAUAAACAAAGAAGCUUCCUCAUUUGGAAUUGCUCAGCCUCUAGCAUCCUCAUUCAAAACUUCCUUUCCCCAGACUUCUGAUGACAGAAGGAAUCCUCAGAGUCCCAACUUGCAGAAUCCCACAGUCACUUUGCAGAAAAUUAUUCCUAAUAAGCCUGCCUCUCAUCCAAUGAGAAGCCAUACAGAAGUCACUGUGACCAACAGCAAUUCAAUUGACUCUCUGCCUCUUGCCAGAAGCCAGCCCAAUAUCUUGGUCACAGAAGUGAAUAAUGAGAAAGACUUAAAUGAAUCUAUUUCAGAAGAAGACAAACAGCUAAGCAAGAUGGACCAGACAAACAAGGUAGGUGAAGUACCCCAACCUGUUUCACAGAGAGGGAUCUCAAACUCUUUACCUGAUUUUCAAAAUCCUUUCUCCCAGGACUCAGCCAAGAGCAACAGAUUUAGUUUUAGUGCAUCUACCACAAUAAGUUCAAAAAAGUCACCCAGAGUCUUUUCCAGGAAAGAUACCUCCAAAAUGUACACACCACACAAAGAUAAAUCCAAUGACGUUAAACAAGAUAAGAGGUUUACUGAGAACAGAAAACUUGGCUCAACGGCUUCCCUUCCUUUCAUUCAGGAACACAGAACACCACCAUCUUUCCCCAGGACAGACCAAGGUUGUCACCAGGAAUUAACUGUAAGUAAUGAAGAUAUUUCAAGCAUUAUUACAACCAACCACUGGAGCUCUGCACCAACUGAUAUUCAAAAUGCACAGUCUCCAGAAAAGCCUUUGACUGCUGGCCACAAGACCUUGUGUGAUUCUUUAGAUCUGUCAUCAGCUGCACUACCAGAUUCCUCACCAUCAAAUAAUUCUUCCCUUGAUGCUCCUGUGGUUCCAUCUACUACAGUGUUCUCCAGGAGAAGUCCUUCAGACAAAGAUCCAUCGCUAGGAGAAAGAGAAGAAAAAGACAAUGCUGGGAAGAACCAAAAGAAUCAGUUUAUUUUAAGCCACUCAGAAAACCAAGAGAGAAAUGAUAGUCAUGUGCCUACACAUGAUGAAGUGGUUGAUGUCAAAUGCCAUUCACACUCUCCUUUUAGGAAUGAAAGAGGAAAAGGAAAAAUAAGGCAUCAUAUAUCCUGUAUUGAAAAGUUAAGCAAAACAGAAAGUAUAUCAGUACCCACCAGUGAUCACAGGAGCCUCACUGAAGCAAAUCAAAGCAAUUCCAAAGUUUCUGAGCUUGACACAAUUUAUUGUACCUUGCCGAGAAAAUCAAGCAGUUUUCUCGUACAUGGCAGGCAGUCAGGAAGUAAAAUAAUGGCUGCUUCAUUGAGGAAUGGGCCACCUCCCUUCCAAAUCAAAAAUAAUGUGGAAGAUGCAAUGGGGAACCAUACAUUAAACAAAUUUAGUCCCAGUUCUCCUGAGUCAGCAAAUGAAUGUCCCAAAGUCGUUUCAGAUGCAGCCCUGGAAGCACCUGAAGCCACAGAGAGAAUGACAAAUGUAAAAAGCAGUGGAUCUACUUCCAUUAGAAAAGGACCUCUUCCAUUCCUCAUUAACAGGGCUAUGUCGUCUCCCUCAGGGGAGCCACAUGCCUCAACUGGAAGAGAAGAAAGAAAAAAGCCAUUGACCUCAGGCACGGAUGCUUCUGAGCUAAUGCCAAGGGCUUGGGAGAGAAUCAUUAGCCCUGUGGAAAGUGACUCAUCUGUUAGAGAUUGUUCUUUAACCAAACGACACCACCGAAAGGAAAACUUCCAAGAAUGCACUGAGAAAGAGGGUAAAAUGGCUGCCUCCAGGAGAAGUGUACUUGCCCUUUCAAAUGAAGACCCUUUACCUUUUUGUUCAGACUUGUCAGGAAAAGAACGUGGGAAAACAUUACAUAAAGUUAAGACAACUAGUACAUUUUCUGUUUCUGGUGAUGACGACAAUGUAAAAUGUCUGGAAGUGGUCUCAAUAUAUUAUACUCUACCGAGGAAACCCAGCAAAAAAUUCUGUAACCUUCUUCAACAGUAUACACAAAAUACUAAUUCACUUACAGAAUCACCUCAAGUGGAGACUGAAACAUUUCCUAAUGCUUUAGAAAAAGACGAACAGAAUUAUUUUACACGAGAGCAGUCAGGAACACCGUCAUGUGAAAAUCUAAAGAUGUCAGUCAACUCUGAUCAGACGCUCACCUCUGAAAAUAUGACUGCCUUCCGAUUAUCAAAUAGGGGGCCCCUAGUGCCUACAUUACAGGAAAUGGUUUCUGUUGAGGCAGCUGUUUCUCUUCCUGAAGAGGAAUCUAAAGCUAGAGAGAUUUUUUCAGAUAAUUUAGCUAAAGCACCUCUAGGUGAUUCAGAAAACAAGAAAGAAAAAGGUAAAAAACUGCAAAGUGAAACCCUGCAUACUUUAUUGAUGCCUCAGAGAAAAAAUGUUUCCGAAGAAAAAUCUGAAAAUUGUCAACAAUCCAUUAAUUCAAGUAACAGUGGUCCCUCUAGUCUUCCAGCUCUUUCAGAAGUUAAUAUUGGAAAUUCCCAAGCCAGAAGAAAUUCUUGGGAGUGUACAGGGAGUGGUAGAGCCAUUCCUUUUACUGGAAGUGGGAAGUGUCCUCAGAAAGAUCACACAUCCACAACUGUAGGUGAUGGCUCCAGUGGAUCACAGUCUAGGGAAGGCAGAGGGGACAUCGGAACCAACUGCCAAAAAAUGACUAAUAAAACACUUUCUCACUCAGAGAGUCAAGUCUUUGCUCUUACUCCAGCAUUGCAUAAACUACAGCUUGGUGAGGAGACUCAGUCAGAUGAACUAAAUUUAGAGAGUCUGCAGUCUGAACCCAGAGAAUUACCGCAAAGAAGUCAGGAGGCAAAUAUGACAGAGAGCAGGAAGGCUGAAGAUGAAAUGCAGAAAUCAGCUUGGGAUCAACCUUCACUUCCUGAAGGAAACAAUAAAAAUAAAACCAACUCUGAUGACCUAGUAAAGGGGGAAAAUAGAUCUUCAGUUAAACACAGAUUGGCAGUCAUGUCUAAAGCAAACAGAAAAUUCCCAGCUAAAGAUGUAAGCCCCAGAAGACAUGUAGCUACUAUCUUCCCCCAAAGUGGAAGCAGAUCUGGCUUUGACCAUUUAUCUCUUGGCACAGUGGAGUGCAACCCACUGUUCCCUGAGCCUACUCCAAAAUCUGCAGAGUCCAUAGGCGAAAGCAGGUUGAGUGAGGAUGGAAAGCAUGUGAAGAAAUCUGAGAACCCUAUCCCCAUUACUGUACUACCCAACAGAGAACCUUCUACACACGUCAGCAACCAGAAGUCUAACAGCAUUUCACAACGACAUCAGAACGAGUUUAAAAAUGUCUCAGAAUCACCAUCAAAGCAUGAGAUUUCUAAAGACGUCACAGUAGCUGAGAAUUUAGAAGGAGAAUCAGGAGCCCCAUCCCCCAUCACAUUCACCAGCCUCAGGGAAGCAGAAUUCUCUGACGAUCAGAGGAGGCUGAGCCCUCCUUUUCCACUGGAGCCUGCACAGAAAUCUAGAGUAAGCAUCCCACGGGCCAGUUGGCUGUGGCAACAAAGGAGUGCUUCAUCUCUGGAGUGGGAACCUGAGCCACACCUCUAUCGUUCAAAGAGUUUAAAAAGCAUUAAUGUGCAUGGCGAUCUACUACGAAAAAGUCAUCCUCCAAAAGUCAGAGAGCGCCAUUUUUCUGAAAGCACGUCUAUUGACAAUGCCCUGAGUCGACUGACACUUGGGAAUGAAUUCUCUGUCAACAAUGGGUACAGUCGAAGAUUCAGAUCUUUUUCUGAACUCCCCUCCUACGAUGGAAAUGAAAGUUGGGCUUAUCGCAGUGGUACAAAAACAGGUCCCAGGUCUGCAACAUCUAUAUACAGACCUAUCGACUAUGGGAUCUUUGGAAAAGAACAACAAUUAGCUUUUUUAGAGAACGUAAAGAGGUCACUUACACAAGGAAGAUUAUGGAAACCAAGUUUUCUUAAGAACCCUGGCUUCCUAAAAGAUGAUUUGAGGAACCCUCCCAACCCCUCAGAGUCGUUAAGCUCAAAUUCUCCCAGUAGUCAGAUGCCAGAAGAUGGCUUAUCUCCAAGUGAACCGCUUAAUAUCUAUGAGGAUGACCCAGUGGACUCAGAUUUUGACACAGACACAACCACAGAUGAUGAAUACUACCUGGAUGAAAAUGACAAAGAGUCAGAACUGUGAGGCUUUUUCAUUAAAAUGCUUUAUCUUUUUCACC